This is a messenger RNA of Echinops telfairi (small Madagascar hedgehog), 5605 nucleotides long. It is a transcript of the gene MYO5C, whose product is annotated as myosin VC. Gene Ontology annotation, cellular component: actin cytoskeleton; myosin complex; vesicle. The coding region runs from base 1 to 5283 and encodes 1760 amino acids. Gene Ontology annotation, molecular function: ATP binding; microfilament motor activity; actin filament binding. Gene Ontology annotation, biological process: actin filament organization; vesicle transport along actin filament. Lineage: Eukaryota; Metazoa; Chordata; Mammalia; Afrosoricida; Tenrecidae. The transcript is spliced from 43 exons. The record is from RefSeq and is a predicted model, not a curated record.
AUGGUGAUGGGAGAAAGAACCAGCGCCCCAGGGAUUCGUUGGCCCGCGGCGCGGCGCCUCCCGCCAGGUGGACCCCCUCGACCGCCGAGCACCUGCAGGGGGGAGGGCCGCUCCGCCCCGGCCCCGGCCAAUAGCAGCGAGGACUGGCCGCGCGGGCCUGUGGGACUGGGGCGAGUUGUGCGGGGGAGCUCCCGCGGAUGGCACCGCGGUGAUUGGCGCUGCGCCCGCGCGGACGGCGCUGCACUCUCGGGGCCGCCCGGUCACCUGGGCCUCCGGGCCCGCACAGCCUCGCCCAUGGCGGUGGCGGAGCUGUACACCCAGGGUCUUGCCCUGCUGAGGCCAGGGUUCAGCCCGUCUCAUUCUGUUGGUCAGUACAACAGGGUUUGGAUCCCCGAUCCUGAAGAAGUGUGGAAGUCUGCGGAGAUCGCGAAGGACUACAGAGUCGGCGGCAGAGCCCUGGGACUCCGGCUGGAGGAUGGCACGGAGUUGGAUUAUCCCAUCGACCCUGAAUCUCUGCCGCCGCUGCGCAAUCCUGACAUCCUGGUGGGCGAGAAUGACCUCACGGCUCUUAGUUACCUCCACGAGCCCGCCGUGCUCCACAACCUCAGGAUCCGCUUCGCAGAGUCUAAGCUCAUCUACACCUACAGUGGAAUCAUUUUGGUGGCCAUGAACCCUUACAAGCAGUUGCCCAUCUACGGAGAUGCCAUCAUCCACGCGUACAGUGGGCAGAACAUGGGCGAUAUGGACCCGCACAUAUUUGCCGUGGCCGAAGAGGCAUACAAGCAGAUGGCCAGAAACAAUAAAAAUCAGUCAAUAAUUGUGAGUGGGGAGUCGGGGGCUGGGAAGACGGUGUCGGCGCGCUAUGCCAUGAGGUACUUCGCCACCGUGAGCAAGUCGAGCAGUAAGGCGCACGUGGAGGACAAGGUUCUGGCGUCCAAUCCCAUAACCGAGGCUGUCGGCAACGCCAAAACCACCCGCAACGACAACAGCAGUCGCUUUGGGAAAUACACAGAAAUCAGUUUUGAUGAGAGAAAUCAAAUCAUAGGAGCCAACCUGAGAACGUACCUGCUGGAGAAGUCCAGAGUUGUCUUUCAAUCAGAAAAUGAGCGCAAUUACCACAUCUUCUACCAGCUUUGUGCGUCUGCCCAGCAGCCGGAAUUCAAGCACCUUAAACUGGGGAGCGCGGACGAAUUUAACUACACAAGAAUGGGAGGCAGUACCGUGAUCGAGGGUGUAAACGACCGAGCGGACAUGGCUGAGACUCAGAAGACCUUCACCUUGCUGGGUUUCAAGAAGGAUUUUCAGAUGGAUAUUUUUAAGAUCCUGGCUGCCAUCCUACACCUGGGCAACGUGCAGAUCACUGCGGUGGGCCACGAGCGGUCCUCCAUCAGUGAGGACGACAGACACCUGAAGGUGUCCUGUGAUCUGCUGGGCGUGGAGACAGGCAAACUGUCUCAAUGGCUCUGCCAUCGCAAGAUCAUCACGACCUCUGAGACGGUGGUGAAGCCCAUGACCAGGUCCCAGGCUGUCAAUGCCAGGGACGCGCUGGCCAAAAAGAUCUACGCCCAGCUCUUUGACUUCCUCACAGAGGGUUUUGAAACCUUUGAUGUGAACAGCUUUGAACAGUUUUGCAUCAAUUAUGCGAAUGAAAAAUUGCAGCAGCAGUUUAACCUGCAUGUCUUUAAACUUGAACAAGAAGAAUAUAUGAAGGAAGAUAUCCCUUGGACUCUGAUAGAUUUCUAUGACAACCAGCCAGUCAUUGACCUGAUCGAAGCCAAGAUGGGCAUCUUGGACUUACUGGAUGAAGAAUGCUUGUUGCCGCAUGGGACCGAUGAAAACUGGCUGCAGAAGCUGUAUAAUCAUUUUGCCAACAAGAACACCUUGUUUGAAAAGCCCAGAAUGUCCAACACAUCCUUCAUCAUCCAGCACUUUGCUGACAAGGUGGAGUACAGAUGUGAAGGUUUUCUUGAGAAGAACAGAGACACCGUCUACGACAUGCUGGUCGAAAUCCUGAGAGCAAGCAAGUUUGACCUCUGCGCCCACUUUUUUCAAGAACAUCCAGUUCCGUCUUCCCCGUUCGGUUCAAUGAUCACAGUGAAAUCUGCAAAGCAAGUCGUCAAGCCCAACAACAAGCAUUUCCGGACCACGGUUGGGAACAAGUUCUGCAGCUCGCUGUACUUACUCAUGGAGACCCUCAAUGCGACCACGCCCCACUACGUCCGGUGCAUCAAGCCAAACGAUGAGAAAUUACCUUUUGAGUUUGACUCCCAGAGAAUUGUCCAGCAGCUGCGCGCCUGUGGUGUGUUGGAGACAAUUCGCAUCAGCGCACAGAGCUACCCCUCCAGGUGGACGUACAUCGAGUUCUACAGUCGCUAUGGCAUCCUCCUGACCAGGCAGGAACUUGCAUCCAGUGAUAAAAAGGCGGUGUGCCAAGCGGUCUUGCACAGGCUCAUCCAGGAUUCGAAUCAGUACCAGUUUGGUAAAACCAAGAUUUUCUUCAGAGCAGGACAAGUGGCGUAUUUAGAGAAACUGCGGCUAGAUAAACUGAGGCAGGGUUGUGUCGUGAUACAGAAGCACAUCCGUGGCUGGCUGCAGAGGAAAAGGUUCCUCCGAGAGAAGCGAGCAGCCCUGACAAUCCAGCAGUACUUCCGCGGUCAGCACACCGUGCGGAAAGCCAUCACGGCAGCAGCUUUGAAAGAAGCCUGGGCGGCCAUCGUCAUCCAGAAGCACUGCCGGGGGUACCUGGUCCGCAAUUUGUAUCAGCUCAUUCGCCUGGCCACCAUCACGAUCCAGGCCUACGCGCGGGGACUCUUGGCGAGGAGGCAGUAUCGCAAGAUGCUGCAGGAACACAAGGCUGUCAUCCUUCAGAAAUACGCCCGGGCGUGGCUGGCCAGACGCAGAUUCCAAAGUAUCCGACGGUUCGUGCUGAACAUUCAGCUUACUUACAGGGUCCAGCGUUUGCAGAAAAAGCUGGAAGACCAGCACAAAGAGAGCCAUGGGUUGGUGGAGAAGCUGACCAGCCUGGCCACUCUCCGGGCCGGCGAUGUGGAGAAGAUUCAGAAGCUGGAGUCUGAACUGGCGCGAGCAGCCGCUCACUGGCACCAUUACGAGGAGACGGGGAAGAGAUACAAGGACACCGUGGAAGAGGUCCGGGCUGAGAAAAUGGACAAGCUCACCAGGCAGCUCUUUGACGACGUGCAGAAGGAGGAACGACAGAGAGUACUUCUUGAGAAAAGUUUUGACGUGAAAGCCCAAGAGUAUGAGAAGCAGAUCGGGUCUCUGAAGGGGGAAAUCCAGGCUCUCCAGGACGAGAAGGCGCAGCUCCAACAUCAGCUGGAGGAGGAGCGGGUCACCUCGGAAGGCUUGAAGGGGGAAGUGGCCCGGCUGAGCUCGCAGGCAAAGACGAUCUCCGAGUUGGAAAAGGAGAUCGAGCUACUUCAGACGCAGAAGAUAGAUGUGGAGAAGCACGUGCAGUCCCAAAAACGAGAAAUGAGAGAAAAGAUGUCAGAGAUCACGAAACAACUUCUUGAAAGCUAUGACGUUGAAGAUGUCAGAAGCAGGCUCUCUCGGGAAGACUUGGAGCAUCUAAACGAGGACGGAGAGCUGUGGUUUGCUUACGAAGGACUGAAGAAAGCAACCCGGUCAGACAUGCCCACGGGGAUCUUUCCUGUUUCUCAGAGGAUGAUUCCAGAUUUCAAACAACAAAUAUCAGAACUGGAGAAACAGAAGGAAGAGUUGGAAAUGCGGCUGAAUGAACAAACUGAAAAACUGAGAGGAAAACUGGAAGAAUUGUCUACUCCGUUGAAUUACAGCCGUGAAGAGGACAGGACCCUGAGGAAAGCCAACGAGGUCCCAAACGAAAUGGGCACCGGAGAGAAAGAAAAGCUCAUCCGCAAGAUGCAAGAAAUGCGGGAGGUCAUCGAGCCCUUGAAGAAACAAUUCGACACGGAAAGCGAAGUCAAGAGCGGCUUCCUGCAGGAAGCGUCAAGACUCACCCUGGAAAACAGAGAUCUUGAAGAAGAGUUGGACAUGAGGGACAGGCUGAUUAAAAAGCUACAAGACCAAGUUAAGACGCUCACCAAGACCAUUGAAAAAGCCAAUGACGUGCACUUGCCUUCAGGACCCAAGGAGUACCUUGGCAUGCUGGAGUACAAGAGGGAAGAUGAGGCCAAGCUCAUUCAGAACCUCAUUCUCGACCUGAAGCCUCGCGGUGUGGUGGUGAACAUGAUCCCGGGGCUGCCGGCUCACAUCCUCUUCAUGUGCAUCCGCUACGCAGACUCCCUAAACGACGCCAGCAGGCUGAAGUCCCUCAUGAACAGCGCCAUUGACGGCAUCAAGCAGGUGGUCAAGGAACAUUUAGAAGACUUUGAAAUGCUGUCCUUCUGGCUCUCCAAUACUUGCCAUUUCCUCAAUUGUCUGAAGCAGUACAGUGGAGAAGAGGAAUUCAUGAAACAUAACAGUCCACAUCAGAAUAAGAAUUGCUUGAGUAACUUUGACCUUUCAGAAUACAGACAAAUUCUGAGUGAUGUGGCUAUUCGAAUCUAUCACCAGUUCAUUGUCGUGAUGGAAAAUAACAUCCAGCCAAUCAUAGUGCCAGGCAUGCUGGAGUACGAGAGUCUGCAGGGCAUUUCCGGCCUGAAGCCCACGGGCUUCCGGAAGCGGUCAUCCAGCAUAGAUGACACAGACGCCUACACAAUGACGUCAGUCCUGCAGCAGCUGAGCUACUUCUACAGCACCAUGUGCCAGAACGGCCUGGACCCCGAGCUCGUGCGGCAGGCCGUGAAGCAGCUCUUCUUCCUGAUUGGGGCCGUGACCCUGAACAGCCUCCUGCUGCGCAAGGACAUGUGCUCCUGUAGAAAAGGGAUGCAGAUAAGGUGCAACAUCAGCUUCUUGGAGGAAUGGCUGAAAGAUAAGAAUUUACAGAACAGCCUGGCCAAGGAAACCCUGGAGCCGCUCUCCCAAGCAGCCUGGUUGCUUCAGGUUAAGAAGACCACAGAGAGUGAUGCUCAGGAGAUCUAUGAGCAAUGUACCUCGCUGUCUGCUGUGCAGAUCAUAAAGAUCCUCAAUUCCUACACACCAAUAGAUGACUUCGAGAAAAGAGUGACUUCAUCCUUCGUUCGCAAAGUACAGGUGCUCCUAAACAGCCGGGAGGAUUCAUCGCAGCUGCUGUUGGACACCAAGUACCUCUUUCAAGUCACAUUCCCUUUCACCCCCUCCCCGCACGCUCUGGAGAUGAUCCAGAUCCCCAGCAGUUUCAAGCUGGGCUUUCUCCAUCGAUUGUAGCAGGAGAGAAGAAAAGGACAAGAUGACAUUGAUACAGAGGGGCCCUGCCCGUGGGGGCCUGCGGACCCAUCGCUUUCCUGAGCCGCCCCAAGAAUCCCAGCGCCCCUUGGAUUUCGUGCAGAGUCGCGGCCGUGGCUGUGACGUCAUGACGUGGGCGCGUGCACAGCUCGUGGGGCGAACGUGCGUGACUCCGAAGCAGCAUCGCCCUGCUACUACGCCUGUUUUCAUGUGGCGAAUUAUUGUUUCAACUCCGUUUAGUUAAAUGCAUCGCAUAUGAAGAAAUGAAAACUGCAACGUCUUCGCUUUUAAUCAAUAAAAAUCA